Sugiyamaella lignohabitans is the source of this 1242-nucleotide messenger RNA. It is a transcript of the gene MMM1, whose product is annotated as ERMES complex subunit MMM1. The transcript has a single exon. The record is from RefSeq and is a predicted model, not a curated record. Gene Ontology annotation, molecular function: lipid binding. Bases 1 to 1242 code for a protein of 413 amino acids. Gene Ontology annotation, cellular component: ERMES complex; endoplasmic reticulum. Gene Ontology annotation, biological process: mitochondrion organization; phospholipid transport. NCBI's taxonomy places the organism in Eukaryota, Fungi, Ascomycota, Dipodascomycetes, Dipodascales, Trichomonascaceae.
AUGAGUACACAUCAUUCCUAUGACAUUUCUACUUCAAGAGUCAUCCCCACUCCGACUUAUCCAGCCAUUGUAGUAGCGAAUGACGAUUUUCUGCCACCGCCCACACCUCCUCAAGGAACGUCGGCAGCAGUAUCUUUUGCCUAUGGAUUAUUGGUGGGUCAAGUCAGUGUAUUGAUUGUGGUUGUAGCAUUUAUUAGAUUCUUUAUAUUUACAGAUACUUCUUCUGAAAGAAAAGAUUACGUCACAGCAUUGUCAAGGAGAGAUCAAAGAAACGCGGCAAAGCUCAUGGGCGCAAACAAUGUCCCUAGUGAGAAUGUUAUAAACACAAUUCUCGAGAAAACCUAUUACAACGUAGAAACACAUAAUGCCGAGUCGGUCGAUUGGUUUACAGUACUAAUUGCUCAAGUAGUCAGCCAAUUUCGCGAAGAUGCUCGAGCUGAUGAUAGCAUGCUAAGGAGUCUCAAUGAUUUGUUGAAUGGUGAUAUUAUUCCUGAUUUCAUUGAUAAAAUCCGUGUCACUGAACUAAAUAUCGGUGAUGAUUAUCCGAUUUUCAGCAAUUGCAAGAUUUUGUAUAACCGAAACGAAUUAGGGCAAAGUCAAGGCCAAGAUGGCUUAGAAGCCCAGAUCGAUGUAGACCUUACUGAUACAGUUACUCUGGGCAUUGAAACAAGACUGUUGCUUAAUUUUCCAAAGGCUCUAUUUGCAGUGUUGCCAGUAUCGCUAUCUGUUUCAAUUGUUCGUUUUUCUGGUACAUUGUCUGUUUCAUUAAGGAAAUCACCAGCAGUACCAAAAGCACCUAAUACCGUACCAGCCUCCUCCAACCGUAGUGCAAAUGCUACAUCAACGUCUAAUUCAGAUGAUGCAAAUGAUGGCACAACAUACCUGUCUUUCUCAUUUGAUCCAAAUUAUAGAUUGGAAUUCGACAUCAAGAGUUUGGUUGGUGCAAGGUCUCGUCUCCAAGACAUUCCUAAGAUUGGACAGUUUAUCGAGUCGAGACUAAGAAAGUGGUUCACUGACCGUUGUGUUUCUCCUAGAUGUCAGCAGAUUCCUCUACCUAGUUUUUGGCCUCGUAGUAAAACGACUGCGGUGGUGCCUCCUGCGACCAAUGCUAACACCAAUGGUACCAAUAAUGUUAACCCGUCUGGUGUUAAUGGCUUACCACCGUCAAGCCCUCUGGUGCUUCCUGUCGAUGUGGCCGAGUCCCUGCGAAGAAGACGACAAAGUCAUCUCGAAGUCCGCUAG